AUGUCGAUUUAUAGCCAGGCAAAUUUUAACUCUCAAAAUUAUCAGCUGAAUCGGCCAACCUAUCCGGAGAGCUUGUAUGAGGCCGUGAUAAAUUUUCAUGGGACGGCGUCAAGGGAAGUUUGUGUAGAUGUUGGCUGUGGGACUGGAAUUGCAACUUUUCCCUUAUUGAAUUAUUUUGCCAAGGUAAUUGGAACGGAUCCCUCAGCUACGAUGCUCGCCACGGCCGGCCAAUUGAAACAAAAUCUUCAAGUCGACCUUCAAGACAGAACUGAAUUUUUACAAUCGUCUGCAGAGAAUGUUUCAGAUGUAUGUAACGAUAGUUCUGUUGACCUUAUUACAGGUGCAGAAUGUAUCCACUGGGUAGAUCAUCCAAAGUUUUUUGAUGCCGCGUUCAAGGCUUUGAAGCCCGGAGGAACCCUGGCCUACUGGUUUUACGUUGAGCCAAUUUUUUUGGACUAUCCUAAAGCCAACAAGAUUUUUCAAAAGUAUAUUCAUGAUGACCCUCUUUACUUGGGUCCUCUUUGGAAGUUCGGCAUGAAAAAACAUCUACGGAGUUUUGGUCUUACAAUUGAGAUUCCGGCUAAUAAAUUUGAAGACAUUGAAUCACACGUCUAUAUCCCACUUGAAAGUCCAAAAGAAACCGAAUUCAUGAUCAGAAAGGAGGAAUACACAGCAAAUGAUCUCUGCAGCUACGUCCAAAGCUUCAGCGCAUAUCACUCAUGGCAGCAAGAGCAUGGCAAAGAUGGUAAAGACGUUGCACGAAUGCUCAUUGACGAAAUCACUAAAGAAUGCCAGUGGACACCUGAUCAAAGACUCAGAGUUGAAUGGGGAACCAGUUACUUCCUAGCAAGAAAAAAGAAGAACGCCUAUUGA
Molecule: messenger RNA, 873 nt
Organism: Lachancea mirantina
Lineage: Eukaryota; Fungi; Ascomycota; Saccharomycetes; Saccharomycetales; Saccharomycetaceae
Source: the annotation of a GenBank genome assembly